AAAUUACUGUCCUUAAAAUGAAAAAUAUAUAUAUACACAGAGUUGGGGCUUUUUCACUUUACUAAAGCUCAGGCUGUGCUUCUUACAAUGGAACAAUGAUCAAGAAAUAGAACUUUUUUUCCUCCUUUAUAAUAUGACCAAACAAGGGUUAGUGGCAAUGAGCACUGCAUUACUUAAAAGAUACUGAAAAACUUGAAAUACUGAUGAAUGUCUAGCAAACACCUGCUUCCCAAUCCUCACUCUUGACCUAAGACCUUGUUUCCUAUUUCACUGAGAAACAGAGAAAAAAUUAGAUGAGAAUGUGCACAAGCUCCUACCAUAAGAUCUUCCUACCUUCCUCUAACUGCACCUCUAUACUGUUACUAUCAAAUGCUCCUGUGUCCCUAACAAAGGCUAUUUCCUCUCCUUUUGCACUAAAUUCCAUGUACUCAUGCCUAUGAGGAGACAUUGUUCCAGUAAUUAUCUCCUUUCUUCUGCCUGAGUCAGCCUCCAGGAUGGCUCCCAGUGAUCCCCACCCUCCUGAUAUCCACACCAUGAUGCAAUCUGCUUACACUCUAAAUCAGGGAUGAACCGUGUGACUAAUAGAACACUGCAGAAGGGAUGAUGUGUGACUUCAGAUGCUAGGUCACAGAGGACAAGGACACUGCCCCCUUCUUGGAUUUCUCACUCUGUGGAAAGGCAGUAACAUUCCAUGAAACAAGCAGUCCUGUGGUGAGGCCCAUGUCAAGAAGGCCUGAGAUCUCCCAACAUCAACUACAGCCAAUUCGUCAGUCAUUCAUAGGUUAGCUUUUCAAGACACUUCCUGCAUCUCUGACCUGUUGCACCUCUGUUAUCUUGGCACCUCUGUUAUCUUAGCAGCAAGCACCUGCUUCAGCUGACCCUUGAGUCAUAACCCAUAAGCUCCUGAAAAGUACAUCAAGUCUAAAGUGAAGCAGCUAAACUCAUCAAGACUGGAACCAUGAGCAAUAACGGAGCAGACCUAACCUUUGGUUACAUCUCCUGUUUUGUAGCUAUCCUUUUGUUUGGCUCAAAUUUUGUGCCACUUAAAAAAUUUGAUACUGGUGAUGGAAUGUUUCUCCAGUGGGUCCUUUGUGCUGCCAUAUGGUUGGUUGCCUUGGUAGUCAAUCUGAUAUUGCAUUGCCCAAAGUUUUGGCCUUUUGCAAUGCUUGGAGGCUGCAUUUGGGCAACAGGGAAUAUUGCUGUUGUCCCAAUUAUCAAAACCAUUGGAUUAGGCCUUGGAAUCUUAAUCUGGGGAUCAUUUAAUGCCUUAACUGGCUGGGCAAGCUCAAGGUUUGGUUGGUUUGGAUUGGAUGCAGAAGAAGUGUCAAAUCCACUGCUAAAUUACAUUGGAGCCGGGCUCUCAGUAGUAAGUGCUUUCAUAUUUUUGUUCAUCAAAAGUGAAAUACCAAAUAACACGUGUUCCAUGGAUACCACUCCAUUAAUAACAGAGCCUGUGAUCAACAAAACUCAAGACCCCUGUUCCUGGGUGGAUAAACUUUCUACAGUACACCACCGCAUAGUGGGCUGCAGUCUUGCAGUGAUAUCUGGAGUACUCUAUGGAUCUACAUUUGUGCCAAUCAUCUAUAUCAAGGACCACAGCAAAAGAAAUGAUAGUAUAUAUGCAGGGGCAAGCCAAUAUGAUUUAGACUAUGUUUUUGCACACUUCAGUGGCAUCUUUCUUACAAGUACUGUCUACUUUCUGGCCUACUGCAUAGCCAUGAAAAAUAGUCCUAAACUAUAUCCUGAAGCAGUCCUACCAGGAUUCCUGUCAGGAGUACUUUGGGCAAUAGCUACCUGCUGUUGGUUCAUAGCAAAUCACUCUCUGAGUGCUGUGGUCAGUUUUCCAAUAAUCACUGCUGGUCCAGGAUUUAUAGCUGCAAUGUGGGGUAUCUUCAUGUUUAAGGAAAUAAAGGGUCUACAAAACUACCUAUUAAUGAUACUUGCAUUUUGCAUCAUCUUGACUGGAGCCUUAUGCACUGCUUUUUCUAAAAUCUAACAAUGACAAGACCAGCAGAUGGCAGCAGUGGUUAAGCGAAUCUGUCUAUGGGACAGCAGAGAGAUUAUGCUGAGAGAAGAGUGCAUUUUCAUACAGCAAAUGGAUCUCAGCCACUGUUGGAGUGGGUAAAUGCUUUUUUCCCCCAAAAAUGUGAGAAUGAAGGAAGAUUGAGUUUCAUUCAAGUAUAAAAAUGAAAAUUUCUUCUAAUGAACUGUUUAUGAAAGUAGUACUUUACUGGGUGACUAAAAUGUCUACAUUAUUAUAGCAUUACAUGUGAGGAUGCUCAUUUUACCACAAUAUGUAUCUCAUGUUGCAUAAUCUAGAACACAGUAUAGAGUCCAUAUGCAAAGAAGUUACAGCCCAAAUUUCUCACCUAUUAUCCCAGUGAAGUGAGGCAGAAAUACCUUGGGCAAGGAGGGAGAGCCUUACCUUCUAAUAGAAUUAGAUUCCAUAGAUAUUUGGAUCCUUUGUUUCAUAAAGUAAAUGCAUAGUUGGUAACUAAAUGUUAAAAAGGCCAUUUUAUUAUUUUUACCCAAAACUUACGUUUAUUUCAAGUUAAUAUUGCCCAAUUCUACAUCAUCUACCCAUUUUAGCUCAUAAUGCUUUUGAUUAUCGCCAGAUAAAGUCUAUUCUCAGAGAACAGAAAUUUUUCAUCAUUGAGAAUAUGUGCAUAACAUAAUACAUACAUACACAAGUAUAUGCACGUACAUAAAUACACACAGAUAUGUUGCUAAAAUGAGAUUCUGGGUUAUCAGUAACAAUUUAAAGGAACUAACCACUCUUUUGAAUGUACAAUUAUUUUUUUUCUGAAAUACACUUUUCUAAAACCCUCUUAACUGGAGGUUUUCCUGUUUUCUUCUUGUUUUAACUGGUGGUUUCCAGUAGGCAAAAUAAAAUGACAGGCAUGCUAGUAUUCUUUGUUUGUUUGUUUGUUUUUUAAGAAAACUGAAAUUAAGCCAGACAGGGUGGCACAUGCCUAUAAUCCCAGCUACUGGGGAGGCUGAAGCAGGAGGGUCACUUAGCCCAAGAGUGCAAAUCUGCCAGCCUGGGCAACAUAGCAAGGUCCCAUCUCUGAAAAAUAAAUUUAAUUUAAAUUUGUAAGAAAAAAGAAAACUGAAACAGAACUGCUAGUACAAUGUUUGCUGCAAUUAUUUCCAAAACUUUGAAAUAACAUAACCCCUAUUCAAAUGUAAAUUUUACCCAUUCCCACCUGAUAGUACUGUUUAUUACUUUGCUAUGCAGGAGAAACAAAACAGCAUUCUAUUUGUGUGUAUACCCUGCAGUCAGUGUGCAUGGGUUAAAUCCCACCUCUGCUUCAUUUUAUUUGUGUGACUUUGGACAAGUUCCUAAGCCUUCUGUGUCAGGCCCCUCAUUUACAAAAUCAACUUUAUGAUAGCAUCUACCUCACAUGGUUAUUGUGUUGUUAAAGUUAGUUAAAAUCUGUAAAGUAUGUUGAUGAGUAUCUGAUACUUCGCAAACACUAUGUAAUUGUUAGCUUUUAUUAUGUGUUGUUUGAAGGGGAAAAAAAGUUUUUGUAGAUUGUAGAACACCACUUAAGAGCUACUGAGCUCACCACCUUCCCAUCCAAACAAUUAUUACUCCUGUAAAUGAAUACUACUUAAAAGUGAUAGAGCUUAUGUUUGUUUAUUGACUUGCUAAUCCAAAUAAAUAUUUGAUUAUAACUUCUUAUACUCAUUUCAAUUUUAAUCUGAAAUGUCAUUAAAUUAUGCUGAUAAACUGAAUAAAUUGUGAUACAAAAGCUA
This is a messenger RNA of Chlorocebus sabaeus (green monkey), 3759 nucleotides long. Lineage: Eukaryota; Metazoa; Chordata; Mammalia; Primates; Cercopithecidae. The record is from RefSeq and is a predicted model, not a curated record.